CGUCCGGCCGCGCUCGGAAGUCGCAGCCCUUUGGUUCCGCUUCCCUCCGCCGUGCACUGAGCGCUCGGGUUCUCCUUCCGGACACGUUAUUGUUGCAUCAGCGGCAUCGGAACCAUCCAAACUGUGGCCAUGUCGACGUCAGCGGAGCCAGUGAAAGGAAAACGGGUUCAACCGCCCUGGACUCCUCCAGGAGGAACCGAGGUUCCACAACUUCACCUCUACAACAGCCUGACCAGAGCCAAGGAGCGGUUCGUGCCCCAGAAGGGGAACCGGGUCUCGUGGUACUGCUGCGGGCCGACGGUCUACGACGCCUCCCACAUGGGACACGCCAGAUCCUACAUAUCCUUCGAUAUCCUGCGGCGGGUUCUGAAGGACUACUUCAAGUACGACGUGUUCUACUGCAUGAACAUCACGGACAUCGACGACAAAAUCAUCAGGCGGGCCCGGCAGAACCACCUCCUGGACCAGUACAAGGAGAAGCAGCCACAAGCUGCUCAAAUCCUGCAGGACGUCCUGAGCGCCCGAGAGCCCUUCCAGGCCGCCUUGGCUCUGACCACGGACCCGGAUAAGAAGCAGAUGCUGGAGAGGCUGGACGCCGGCGUCAUGGCCGCCCUGCUGCCCCUGCAGGCGGCGAUGCAGGGCAAAGCGGCGCCCGCGGUUGUGCACCCUCUGGCCCAGCUGCUGUUGGAGAGCUCAAAGGACGUGCUCUCUGAUUGGCUGGACCAGCAGUUUGGAAGUCAUGUGACGGAGAACUCCAUCUUCUCCGUCCUGCCUAGUUUCUGGGAGGGCGAGUACCACAAAGACAUGGAGGCCCUGAACGUUCUUCCCCCUGACGUUCUGACCCGGGUCAGUGAAUACGUGCCGGAGAUCGUGGAGUUCGUGAGGCAGGUCGUGUCCAACGGUUUCGGGUACGAGUCGAGCGGCUCCGUGUACUUCGACACCGUGAAGUUCGACAGCGGUCCGCAGCACUCGUACGGAAAACUGGUGCCGGAGGCGGUGGGAGACCAGAAGGCUCUUCAAGAGGGAGAAGGCGACCUGAGCAUCUCCGCGGACCGGCUGAGCGAGAAGAAGUCCCCCAACGACUUCGCCUUGUGGAAAGCCUCCAAGCCCGGAGAGCCCUCGUGGGACUCCCCCUGGGGGAAGGGAAGGCCGGGCUGGCACAUCGAGUGCUCGGCCAUGGCCGGCUCCGUCCUGGGGGAGUCCAUGGACAUCCACGGCGGGGGGUUCGACCUUCGGUUCCCCCAUCACGACAACGAGUUGGCUCAGUCUGAGGCCUUCUUCCAGAACGACUACUGGGUCCGGUACUUCCUGCACACCGGACACCUGACCAUCGCCGGCUGCAAGAUGUCCAAAUCUCUGAAGAACUUCAUCACCAUUAAAGACGCCUUGGCGAAGAACACAGCUCGCCAGCUGCGCCUGGCGUUCCUGAUGCAUUCCUGGAAGGACACGCUGGACUACUCGUCCAACACGAUGGAGUCGGCCGUCCAGUACGAGAAGUUCUUGAAUGAGUUCUUCCUGAAUGUGAAAGACAUCCUGCGAGCUCCCUCUGACAUCACCGGUCAGUUUGAGAAGUGGGAGGCGGCCGAGACGGAGCUCAACGACAGUUUCUCCGACAGGAAGUGCGCCGUGCACGCGGCGCUGUGCGACAACGUGGACACGCGUGGCGCCGUGGAGGAGAUGCGGCUGCUGGUCGGCAUGAGCAACGGCUACAUCGCCGGCAGGAAGGGCGCCAAGCGGAGGCCCAACCGCAUGCUGGUGGAGAGCAUCGCCCUGUACCUCACCGGCAUGCUGAAGGUGUUUGGGGCCAUCGAGGGAUCGGAGCCCAUCGGCUUCCCGGUGGGGGGGCAGAGCCAGAGCGCUGAUUUGGAGAGCACCGUGAUGCCGUACCUCACCGUGCUGUCGGACUUCAGAGAGGGCGUCCGGAAGAUCGCCCGAGAGCAGAAAGUGACGGAGCUGCUGCAGCUGUGUGACGUCGUCCGUGACGACACGUUACCCGAGCUCGGCGUCCGACUUGAAGACCACGAAGGUCUGCCCACCGUGGUGAAGAUGGUGGACAAGGAGACUUUACUGAAGGAGAAGGAGGAGAAGAAGCAGAUGGAGGCGGAGAAGAAGAAGAAGAAGGAGGAAGCCUCCAGGAAGAAGCAGGAACAAGAGAUGGCGAAGCUGGCGAAGAUGAAGCUUCCUGCUGGGGAAAUGUUUCGCUCAGACACCGACAAGUACUCCAAGUUUGAUGAAACGGGUUUCCCGACCCACGACGUCGAGGGCAAGGAGCUGAGCAAAGGUCAAGCCAAGAAGCUGCGGAAGCUGUUCGAGGCCCAGGAGAAGCUCCACAGCGAGUACCUUCAGAGGAGCCACCAUGAAGACUGAUACCUCCUCCUCACGCUCCUCCUCUUCCUCCUUCUCCUCCUCCCUCUCCUCCUCUUCCUCUUCUUCCUCCUCUUCCUCCUCCUCCUCUUCCUCUUCUUCUUCCUCCUCCUCCUCCCACUUCCUCCUCCUCCUCUUCCUCUUCUUCCACCUCCUCUUCCUCCUCCUCCUCCCACUUCCUCCUCCUCCUCUUCCUCUUCUUCUUCCUCCUCCUCUUCCUCCUCCUCUUCCUCCUCUAAGAGAGAAUAAAUGUUCAGGCCAGAGAUUCCGGCUCAUCGUUUGUUUUCUCUUCAUCUGUUAAAAAAACUGCACGUGAUUUUGUUCUUUUUUGGUGAUUUUAGUAAAAACCAAAGUCGUUGUUUUGUGUUUCUAAAUGAUGGAUUAAAGACUUCCUCCUGGUUCUGUAAACACUUCAUACAUUAGACAUGCAGGUUAUUAAAAGAUGUUUAAGAACAA
Messenger RNA from Cyclopterus lumpus (lumpfish), 2820 nucleotides. RefSeq names its product cysteinyl-tRNA synthetase 1 (gene cars1). Lineage: Eukaryota; Metazoa; Chordata; Actinopteri; Perciformes; Cyclopteridae. Gene Ontology annotation, cellular component: cytoplasm. Bases 130 to 2367 code for a protein of 745 amino acids. The record is from RefSeq and is a predicted model, not a curated record. Gene Ontology annotation, molecular function: cysteine-tRNA ligase activity; ATP binding. The transcript is spliced from 22 exons. Gene Ontology annotation, biological process: cysteinyl-tRNA aminoacylation.